Molecule: messenger RNA, 825 nt
Organism: Gastrolobium bilobum
Lineage: Eukaryota; Viridiplantae; Streptophyta; Magnoliopsida; Fabales; Fabaceae
Exons: 1
Coding region: 1-825 (274 amino acids)
Source: RefSeq, a predicted model, not a curated record
AUGACGGAUCUCGGUCUGAUGAGGUACUUCCUUGGUCUGGAGUUCAAACAAGACAAAUUCGGGAAUUUUGUAUCUCAAGAAGCUUAUGCAAAAGAUAUCCUGAAGAGGUUCAAAAUGAUAGAUUGCAAUCCGGUUUCAACUUCUAUGGAACCCGACUUAAAACUUUCGAAGUAUGAUGGAGGAGAAAGAGUUGAUCCGAGUAAUUAUCGAAGUCUAGUAGGAUGUUUAAGGUAUUUAACUUGUACGAGGCCAGACUUGUGUCUAAGUGUUGGGAUUAUAAGCCGGUUUAUGGAAGAUCCGGGCUACACACAUUGGAAGGCGGCGAAGAGGAUAUUGAGAUAUGUUCAAGGAACAAUCUCGCAAGGACUUCAUUAUUCGAAGUCAGACAAGUACAAGCUGGUGGGAUAUUCAAAUAGCGACUGGUGUGGAGAUGUCGACGACAGGAAGAGCACGGCUAGCUAUGUAUUUUUCAUGGGAAACACGGCAUUCACGUGGGUGUCAAAGAAGGAACCCAUUGUGACUUUAUCUACAUGUGAAGCCGAGUACGUUGCUGCAUCCUGGUGUGUUUGUCACACAAUGUGGCUGAGGAAUCUAUUGAGUAAAUUGGAGCAAGAACAAGUCGACCCAACCGAGAUCUGGGUUAACAACAAGUCUACAAUCGAGUUAGCAAAGAACCCGGUCAACCAUGAGAGGAGUAAACAUGUAGAUGUCAGGUUUCAUUUCAUUCGGGAUCAAGUCAAGGAAAGAAGGUGGAGCUCACUCAUGUUGCAAGCCGAGAUCAAGUGGGUGACAUAUUUACAAAGUCGUUGCCAACGUUGCUGUUAG